CUGGCGUGUAGAAGCCGAAUCUGAAACAGGCUCUCUCAUUGGUUUAAGCUUUUCCCCUCGCUCUGCGUCCCCGUUCCGGCCAGACCGGGCCGGGAGGUCAGUAGGAAGCCUCCGGCUAGUGGCGAGACCCAGGUGUCCGGGCGGUGGGCUCUGCGGGGAGUUGGAGAUGUGCAGCUAGAGGGGCUCUGCGACCCCUUGCCACCUGCCUCACCACCCACCCACUGAGAUCCUAUCCACCCACCCCGGCCGCACCCACGCUACCUUGGGGUAGGCAAAGGAGUCUCCCCAGCCACAAUUUCUGACUUCCCCAGAGUGGCUCUAAAGUAGGGCUCCAGGGCUCGGAGCAGCUGGGUAUGGGUACCAAGAAUGAAAGCCCUGAACCGGACUGCCAGGAACAGUUCCAGGCCGCAGUCAGAGUCAUUCAGAACCUGCCUAAGAACAGUGAGGGAUAUUACCGCCCCUCCUAUGAAGAGAUGCUGCGAUUCUACAGCUACUACAAGCAGGCUACCAUGGGGCCCUGCCUGGUCCCCCGGCCUGGCUUCUGGGACCCCAUUGGACGAUAUAAGUGGGAUGCCUGGAACAGCCUGGGCAAGAUGAGCAGGGAGGAGGCCAUGUCCGCCUACAUCACUGAGAUGAAGGUGGUGGCACAGAAGGUGAUUGAUACAGUGCCCCUGGGUGAGCUGGCAGACGACAUGUUUGGUCACUUAGAGCCCCUGUACCGGCUGAUCCCUGACAUGCCGAGGCCCCCGGGAACCUUCCUGAAAAGGGUGACAGGAUUGAAAGAGCAGGGCCUGAAUGGAGACGCUGAGGCUACCCCAGAGCCUCCCUGCCUCUCCAAGGAACCAGCACUCCCAAGCCCAGAGUCCCAGCCAUCCAGGGGCAUGGAUUCUGAGGUUUUCUGUGAUUCCCUGGAGCAGCUGGAGCCUGAGAUGCAGGUUUGGGGAGAGCAGAGGAGCACACCUGGAGGAGAGCCGGGCACCCUUGGAGGAGAGCCUGACACCAGAAACAGUCCCUUGCCUCCCACAGGGAAAGAGGAGUUGAAGGGCAGCCUGCCGGGGCCCCGGGAAUUGGAUACUUGGCUGGUGGGGACAGUUCGAGCACUGCAGGAAAGCAUGCAGGAUGUCCAGGGGAGACUGCAAAGCCUGGAGAGCAUGCCUGUCCCCCCCAUGCAGCAGAGGCCCCAGGCCAGUUCUCGGCCUUGGCCCCGCGGGCUCUCGGGUCCCACGCUGCUAUUCUUCCUCCUGUGGCCCUUCGUUGUCCAGUGGCUCUUCAGACAGUUUCGGACCCAGAAGAGGUGACUCUCAAUGAAGGCGUCUCUGCAGCCAACGGAGGAAGAUAUGAGCCCCCUGUCCUGCUGUGCCCUGAGCCUUCCCAGGGUUUAGCCAGAACAGCAUUAAUUCCCCACCCCCCACCCCCACUAUUCAGUGUUUGCCUUGGCACCCUUUCCUUAAUGGGGGGUCCCGUAUGACCCCACCCUUCCCUGCAGCUUCACAAGGACGCUUCUCCGCUCCCCCUUCCCCCCCAACCACUCAGGCUUCCUUGGGAGGCUGCACUUGUGGUGCAAGUCCCGGGUUCUGGGUUGGCCGGUGACUCGGAGGCGGGGUUGCCGGGUCUCAGCCUCUGUCCUCCCCACCCCGAGUCACCUGACUCUUCUCCUACCCCAGCCUCUCCCUUUGGAGUCGCAGCUCGGGCGAGUUGGGACUUGGGCCGGGACCUGGGAUUGGUUGGCUGGGCGGCUUCGGGAGGGAGGCCCGGCCGAGGUGGGGGAAGGCGGAGAGAGCAGGCCCCGGGGGAGGGGCGUGAGCUCCGUUUGCUGGUCUUCCUCUCCGCACACACACUCAGGACGUCUUCACUGAAGAUUCACUUACAGAUGAAUGUUUCGCUAAAUAAAAUAAAACCUUAAUCUUC
Molecule: messenger RNA, 1908 nt
Organism: Rhinolophus ferrumequinum (greater horseshoe bat)
Lineage: Eukaryota; Metazoa; Chordata; Mammalia; Chiroptera; Rhinolophidae
Gene: ACBD4
Product: acyl-CoA binding domain containing 4
Exons: 11
Coding region: 354-1298 (314 amino acids)
Biological process (GO): fatty acid metabolic process
Molecular function (GO): fatty-acyl-CoA binding
Source: RefSeq, a predicted model, not a curated record